Bacillus rossius redtenbacheri is the source of this 4109-nucleotide messenger RNA. It is a transcript of the gene Sf3b3, whose product is annotated as splicing factor 3B subunit 3. The record is from RefSeq and is a predicted model, not a curated record. NCBI's taxonomy places the organism in Eukaryota, Metazoa, Arthropoda, Insecta, Phasmatodea, Bacillidae. Gene Ontology annotation, biological process: mRNA splicing, via spliceosome. Gene Ontology annotation, cellular component: nucleus; U2 snRNP. The transcript is spliced from 21 exons. Gene Ontology annotation, molecular function: protein binding; U2 snRNA binding. Bases 331 to 3981 code for a protein of 1216 amino acids.
UUCUCAGUUUCUUGAUGUUGUGAGGUUGACGUUGCAUGGACGCUGGUUUGAAGAGAUGUUAAUGUAUCCGGUUGGAUGAAGCUUUAAGAAGAGUGAUUUUCAUUUUGAGGGCGAACACCCAAAGAAUAGACACACUUUGGCGGGAAGUAAGGCAGAAUGUACCUCGAUAUGGUCGACGAGUUGACCACUACGUCACGUACCUUGCGGAAUUCAUGUUCCGUCGAAGGUAUCGCGACGUAGGUGAAAGACUACAUCAUAUCCUACUUAUGGCAAAGGAAGUGUACCCGCCUCCAACUUAGGCGGCAGCGAGGGGUGUGAGGGGCCGGCACCAUGCACCUGUACAACCUGACGCUGCAGCGCGCCACGGGCAUAACGCACGCGGUGCACGGCAACUUCAGCGGCACGAAGCAGCAGGAGGUGCUGGUGUCGCGGGGCAAGUCCCUGGAGCUGCUGCGGCCGGACGCCAACACGGGCAAGGUGCACACCCUGUACACCGUCGAGGUGUUCGGGAUCGUGCGCUCGCUCAUGUCCUUCCGGCUCACGGGCGGCACCAAGGAUUACAUUGUGGUUGGAUCAGAUUCUGGAAGAAUUGUCAUCUUGGAAUACGUCCCAGCCAAGAAUGUCUUGGAGAAAGUCCACCAAGAGACGUUUGGCAAGAGUGGUUGCCGCAGGAUUGUCCCGGGCCAACACUUGGCUAUUGAUCCGAAAGGCAGAGCUGUUAUGAUUAGUGCAGUGGAGAAGCAGAAGCUGGUGUACAUAAUGAACAGAGACGCGGAGGCCAGGCUGACCAUCUCGUCGCCCCUGGAGGCCCACAAGAGCAACACCCUCGUGUACCACACUGUCGGGGUGGACGUGGGCUUUGAGAACCCCAUGUUCGCCUGUCUGGAGAUAGACUACGAGGAGGCGGACAUGGACCCCACGGGGGAGGCGGCCCACAAGACGCAGCAGACGCUGACCUUCUACGAGCUGGACCUGGGCCUGAACCACGUGGUGCGCAAGUACAGCGAGGCGCUGGAGGAGCACGCCAACUUCCUGGUGUCGGUGCCGGGCGGCUACGACGGCCCCAGCGGCGUGCUCAUCUGCUCGGAGAACUACCUCACCUACAAGAACCUGGGCGACCAGCACGACAUCCGCUGCCCCAUCCCCCGACGCAGGAAUGACCUUGAUGAUCCGGAACGAGGGAUGAUAUUUGUGUGCUCUGCCACUCACAAGACUAAGUCGAUGUUUUUCUUUUUGGCACAAACAGAGCAAGGUGACAUCUUCAAGAUCACUUUAGAAACUGAUGAAGAUAUGGUCACUGAAAUCAAGCUCAAGUAUUUUGACACUGUCCCUGUGGCCACUGCAAUGUGUGUCCUGAAGACAGGCUUUUUGUUUGUGGCAUCAGAAUUUGGCAAUCACUACUUGUACCAAAUUGCACACCUGGGAGAUGAUGACGACGAACCAGAGUUCAGUUCUGCCAUGCCUCUGGAAGAGGGCGACACAUUCUUCUUCGCACCGCGGCCUUUGCGCAAUCUUGUUUUGGUGGAUGAGAUGGACUCCCUCUCUCCCAUACUGGCCUGUCAAGUUGCAGACUUGGCGAACGAGGACACGCCGCAGCUGUACAUGCUGUGUGGGCGCGGGCCUCGCUCCACCGUCAGGGUGCUGCGCCACGGGCUGGAGGUGUCGGAGAUGGCAGUGUCGGAGCUGCCGGGCAACCCCAAUGCUGUCUGGACCGUCAAGCGCAGGGCCGACGAGGAUUAUGACGCAUACAUCAUAGUAUCAUUUGUGAAUGCGACACUGGUGUUGUCUAUCGGGGAGACUGUGGAGGAGGUGACGGACUCUGGCUUCCUGGGGACCACUCCGACCCUGUCCUGCUCCGCUCUGGGAGAGGAGGCGUUGAUGCAGAUCUAUCCCGAUGGGAUCAGACACAUUCGUGCAGACAAGCGUAUAAACGAGUGGAAGACUCCGGGCAAGAAGAUGAUUGUGAAGUGUGCUGUGAACCAGCGCCAGGUGGUGAUUGCUCUGACGGGAGGCGAGCUGGUCUAUUUUGAAAUGGAUCCCACAGGCCAAUUGAACGAGUACACGGAGCGGAAAGAGAUGCCGUCUGAAGCUGUGUGUAUGGCACUGGCGAAUGUUCCUGCAGGCGAGCAGAGGUCCAGGUUUCUGGCAGUGGGGCUUGCUGAUAACACAGUCCGCAUCAUCUCUCUUGAUCCUGCUGACUGCCUGUCGCCCCUGAGCAUGCAGGCGCUGCCGGCGGCGCCAGAGUCGCUGUGCAUAGUGGAGAUGGGCACGGGCGAGGCGGGGCCCGAGGGGGAGCCGGGGGCCCGGGGCGUGCUGUACCUCAACAUCGGGCUGCAGAACGGCGUGCUGCUGCGCACCGUGCUGGACCAGUCCAAGGGCGACCUGGCGGACACUCGCACGCGCUACCUGGGCUCCCGCCCCGUCAAGCUGUUCCGCAUCCGCAUGCAGGGCAGCGAGGCCGUUCUUGCUAUGUCGAGUCGCUCGUGGCUGAGCUACUACUACCAGAACAGAUUCCACUUGACACCGCUGUCUUACGAAUCUCUGGAGUAUGCUUCUGGUUUCUCAUCUGAGCAAUGCCCUGAAGGCAUUGUAGCCAUUUCCACAAACACACUUCGAAUAUUGGCGCUUGAAAAACUUGGAGCAGUCUUCAACCAGGUGUCGUUUCCGGUAGACUACACUCCUAGGAAAUUUGUAAUCCAUCAGGAUUCUUCUCAUUUGAUAAUCACAGAGACUGAACACAACGCAUACACUGAGGAAACAAAAAAGCAGAGGAGGAUACAAAUGGCAGAGGAGAUGCAGGAGGCGGCCGGCGAGGAGGAGCAGGAGCUGGCCCGCGAGAUGGCAGAGGCCUUCCUGAACGAGGACCUGCCCGAGCACACGUUCAGCGCGCCCAAGGCGGGGCCGGGCAUGUGGGCCUCCGUCAUCCGCCUGCUGGACCCCGUCGAGGGCCGCACCGAGCAGGUCGUCAAGCUGGACCAGAACGAGGCCGCCCUCAGUAUUGCUCUGGUGAAGUUCUCCAACCAGCCUGACAACCAGUACGUGGUGGUCGGAGUGGCCAAGGAUUACCAGUUGAACCCUCGGCAAGUCGGCGGAGGAUUUCUCUACACGUACAAGGUGAACGCAGAUUGCACCAACAUGGAACUACUGCACAAGACGGUGAUGGAUGAAGUCCCGCUGGCGAUUUGUCCUUUCCAGGGCAAGGUCUUGAUUGGCGUUGGUCGCAUGUUGCGCUUGUACGAUCUCGGCAAGAAGAAACUUCUGCGCAAGUGUGAAAACAAGCACAUCCCCAACCUGAUCGUGAACAUCCAGGCGAUGGGCCAGCGAGUGUUCGUGUCGGACGUGCAGGAGAGCCUCUACUUCGUGCGCUACAAGCGACAGGAGAACCAGCUCAUCAUCUUCGCGGACGACACUCACCCUCGCUGGGUGACGGCCGCCACGAUGCUGGACUACGACACGGUCGCCACCGCGGACAAGUUCGGCAACAUCGCUGUGAUCCGGCUGGCCAGCAACGUCACCGACGAUGUGGACGAGGAUCCGACCGGCAACAAGGCCCUGUGGGACCGCGGCUUGCUCAACGGCGCCUCGCAGAAGGCCAGCGUCAUAGCCAACUUCCACGUGGGGGAGAUAUGCAUGUCAUUGCAGAAGGCCACGUGGAUCCCGGGGGGCAGCGAGUCCCUGGUGUACACCACGCUGUCCGGCACGGUGGGCGUGCUGGUGCCCUUCACCUCGCACGAGGACCAGGACUUCUUCCAGCACCUGGAGAUGCACAUGCGGUCGGAGAACCCCCCGCUGUGCGGCCGCGACCACCUGUCGUUCCGCUCCUACUACUACCCCGUCAAGAAUGUCUUGGAUGGAGAUUUAUGUGAGCAGUACAACUCUAUUGACGUAUCAAAGCAAAAGAGCAUUGCUGAUGAUUUGGACAGAACUCCUAGCAAAGUUUCAGAGAAACUAGAAGACAUAAGAACUCGCUAUGCGUUUUAAUACAGUGGUGUGUGUGUGUUCAGACAUGCAUUUGGCUUGUGGUUUUAUGGUAGCCAUUUGACAAUUGUAAUAUUUGUGAAAUUUUGUACGUAGUUAUAGUAUUAAAUUAUAUUAAUUUUUUACUUGUA